Notolabrus celidotus (New Zealand spotty) is the source of this 3464-nucleotide messenger RNA. RefSeq names its product dual specificity phosphatase 14 (gene dusp14). The transcript is spliced from 2 exons. Gene Ontology annotation, molecular function: MAP kinase tyrosine/serine/threonine phosphatase activity. Lineage: Eukaryota; Metazoa; Chordata; Actinopteri; Labriformes; Labridae. Gene Ontology annotation, biological process: protein dephosphorylation. Gene Ontology annotation, cellular component: cytoplasm. The coding region runs from base 374 to 1003 and encodes 209 amino acids. The record is from RefSeq and is a predicted model, not a curated record.
UCACCCCUCAUACUGAGGCAGCGUUGCUCCGUACACGCCGCUCCAGUCAGCGGAGAAGCAGGCGGAUACACUGAUGGCUCGUAUUUCUGUUGACUUUCACAUUAUGUUGUUGGCUGUUACGGUUUGUCUCCUACCUCCUGGCCUAGCUCCAUCCCUCUGGCCGUCUGUGACAUCGGACUGACCGAAGGUUAAUGCCCGGACUGUGAGAGCAGCACGCCGGAUCGGUGCAUGCGGUGAAGGCGCGUUAAAAAAAACCUCCAUCUCUGCCUGACGGAGAGCCGAGGGGAGCUGUCUGCCUGGCCACGCCUAACGACUAUGAGUCUUUGCUCUUGAAGAUUUCAAAGAAAGAAAAUUGUCAUCUUGAUUUCCAGAGAUGGGUUCCCGCAGCCAAGGCUUCUUCCACCACCACCACCACCAUCGUAGCUCCAUGUUGCCGGCUACGGUGCCAAGGCUGCUGCCUGAGAGUAGCAGCUUGCUGGGGGGCAUCGCACAGAUCACCCCCAACCUCUAUCUCAGCAGGGGAAACGUGGCAUCCAACCGCAGCCUGCUGCUGUCCAAAGGCAUCACCUGUGUGGUCAACGCCACCAUCGAGCUGCCCAACUUCAACUGGCCUCAUAUGGAGUAUGUGAAGGUCCCUCUGGCAGAUAUGCCCCAUUCCCCCAUCUCCUUGUACUUCGACAGCGUGGCGGAUAAGAUCCACAGCGUAGGAAGAAAGCGAGGGGCAGUGCUGGUGCACUGUGCAGCGGGGGUGAGCCGCUCCGCCUCUCUGUGUCUGGCGUACCUCAUGAAGUAUCACCGUGUGUCUCUGGCAGAGGCCCACGCCUGGGUCAAAGCCCGGCGCCCCGUCAUCAGGCCUAACGGUGGCUUCUGGCGCCAGCUCAUUGAGUACGAGAGGAAGCUGUUUGGAAGGAACUCUGUAAAGAUGGUGCAGACACCGUACGGGGUCAUACCUGAUGUUUACGACAGGGACCGCAGGAGUCUGGCUCCGUACUGGGGCCUGUGAGGGGCUAACUGUCCACAGCAAGGAUCGCAACGUUGAGAGUAGCCCUCUUGCUGCUCUGGACUGCAGGUUCCUGCGUGCUCAGAAGUGGCAAAGUGUGAGUGUACAUGUGUGUGAAGCUUAUUUAAUGGUGUGUUUGGACAGAGGGAGUCAUUGGAAACACUGGGUGUUAAUGUGAAAGUUGUUCGUUUAAACAGUUGCCUCCAUUUAGCAUUUGAGUGGGAGCAAGGCAACAUAAAGCCCAGAAUCCUUCGGACCAAAGGAUCCAUCAGACCGCUAUGAUGUCAGACACCAAAAAAGAUUGUGGAGGUCGCUGCUGUCUAUUUCCUGGUCUGUCUUCAGUUUCCAGCGCUCUGUGAAGGUGUCAGCUGUGAGACUCUGCAGCUCUGACAGAGAUGUGACUGAAAUCCUUUUCCUGACGUAGUGUCAUGUGGUGGUUUUGUGCAAGUUUUGAAGUAGUCUUUAGUGUGAAGGGCAGCAGCAUGCUCUCGAUUUAUGGUAGCAUUUAAGAUAAGUGUACAGUAAAAAUAUAUCAAACAAAAUAUUUUAAUUGAAUGUACUGAUAGUGGCAAAAAAUGUAUGAGACAGUUCAACUGUAAAGGUGUUAGUAUAUCGAUCUUUUUAAAGGUGAAAAUCUAGAAGAUGUAAGCAGCAAGUCAAGGUGAAAGUUCCUGUGUACCACAGGGUUGACUGUUCCAUCCUGUGACCACACUAUGUUAUUGUAGUGAUAUUUAAUGCUCUAUUAAACUAAUAUCUGCUGGCUCGUGGAAACUGGUAGCUCUAAUAUCCAAGCUUGGAAGAAUAUUCUUGACCCCCUUGUGUCCACACAGGAAAUCGGCAAAGGAUCCAGCUAGUACAGAACACGGGUUUGGUUCCUGUUUGUAGCCCCGCCCACUGAGUGAUGUCAUACAGGAUAAAUUCCCUUUGCGGUCGUCGACUACUUCAAAUUUCCUAUUUGUGCUGAACACAUUUUAAAAGCUCUCUUUAGCACUGAAUCAUCGCAGGGUUGAGUCCCCUCAGGGUGAGACAAGACCCGGAAUCUUGUCUCACCCUGAGGGGACUCUUUUAGGCAUCACUACCCUCAGAUUCAACGACUGGUAGAUCUUCCUUGGCAACAGUAAUCCUAUCAGCUACCUGCAGGUUAAAUUAACAUUAAAUUCAACAUUUUCAUAUUUGGUCUAUGGUUUCAUCUUCUUCUAAACAGUAUCCUGCAUUACUGUUAGUGAUCACAUUUAACGUAACAGCUUCAUCCAAGCUUAAAGGUUUAAUGGUUCUCUACCUGAAAUAUGUGUGUCCCUGGCAUGCCUACAAACCCCCCGAAAAUGAAAAAAAUCCAUUCUGCCCCUGUUCUGAUUUCUCCAUUUUUCUGUAAAUGUGUGCUGAAACGAGCCGUUUCAGUUUUCAGUGUUUUUCAUACGUCACAACGACAUCUGGUCUGUAACGGAAGUCAGAGCUCGGAGCUUGUUCAGACCAUAGACUAUAAAGUACAACUCAACUCCUCCUCCGUUUUUCAUUACCUGCACAAAUGUGUGCUAACAAGGAGCUUAGGAGGGAGGCAUGCUAGUUAUAGGCUGUCUUAAUAAACACAAAGGUCGGUUUUACUCCCCAGGUCUGCAGAUUUGAAGAUCUAGUGGAGGAUUUUAAUUUUUCAUGGAAAAGUGCUAGCGCUAGUUAGCAUAGCCACAUAGCUACAUGUUCAUAGCUGUGUACCAAGACACAGGUCGAAAUACUGACAAAUAAAACAACAAGAAACACUAAAUCUGUGACCAAUCGUUCAGAAAGGUCCUGCUGCAGGUGCUUCUCCGUCAGGAUCAGAUUCGGGAUAAAAUUCAGAGGGUUGAAGUAACGAGGGUCUGUGAGCAGCAUUGUAUAUUCAGCCAACAUGUAAACAUUAGAUCAAUGUGCUGGACAGCCAGGCCACAUCCACUUCCUGAGGGGGCGUGGUCAGAGAGCUCAUUCUCAUUUAAAGGCACAGACACAGAAAACAGACUGUUCUAAGCAGGGCUGAAAAAGAGGGUUUUUCAGGCAUGCCAAAAUCUGAUUUCAAAGUGUUUUUUUGAGCAUAAACUUUGAAGACAUGUUUUGGGGACCUCUUAGACCAAUAUGUUUUGAUGAAAAAGAGCAUAAUAUGUCACCUUUAGGUCAUGACAUUUUCUGUUGGUAUUCUUAACAGAUGCAGAAAAUAGCAGCGCCAGUAUAAGGACGUCUGUACUGUAGCUUUUCUGUUGCUGUUUCCUUUUCACUCAGUCAGCCUUGUAACACAGCCAAAGCCCCUACCCUGUUGAUGUUUGUUGUUGCGUUGUGUCUGUUUUCCUCAAUUUGGUUGAUGACUCUUUUACUGAGUACCUUCUUUGUUUGAACAUCCUUCACAUCUCUGUCUUUAAUUGAGUAGUGACUGUCAACCAUUAAUCACUAAUCAAACGUUUUGUGUUCCCCAAAUAAAUUAAAGGUAAUAUUAAAGAUA